GCCAAAGCCAGACUGUGCCUGGCUCUCUGCUGUGGCCCAGGAUGGGUUGGGGAGGCGGGCAGGGCGGGCAGAGUCUCUGCAGGGAGUCGGGACCACUAACCCAUGUCCGUCUGCUUUGCAGCCCACACGGCAGAGGCGACUGGGACGGGAGGGGACAGCCACCUACACUGGGAGCCUCGCUGCCAACGGCCCCUGCCCAACAGAGCACCCGUCACGGCACUGCUGCCCCCACGCCUCGAUGGGCCCUGGGUCUCCACUGGCUGCGAGGUGCGCCCGGGACCCGAGUUCCUCACCCGUUCCUACACCUUCUACCCCAACCGUCUCUUCCGAGGCUACCAGUUCUACUACAGGGACCCCUUCUGCCGGGAGCCCGCCCACUCCUUGCUCAUCAAGGGCAAGGUCCGCCUGCGCCGGGCCUCCUGGGUCACCCGGGGUGCCACCGAGGCCGACUACCACCUACACAAGGUGGGCAUCGUCUUCCACAGCCGCCGUGCGCUGCUCGACGUCACCAGGAGCCUCAACCAGACCUGGGCGGGCCAGGACUGUGCCCAGCGGCUGCCCCCGGCCCGGGCCUGGCUGCCCGGGGCGCUGUACGAGCUGCUGAGCGCCCGGGCCAAGCGGGACUGCACGGAGGCGCUGGGCUUCACCAUGCACGAGCUCAGCCUGGUCCGCACGCAGCGCCGCGUGCAGCUGCAGCCCCGGGCCGGGCCCCGGCUGGUGGACGAGCUAUACCUGGGGGACGUCCACACCGACCCAGUGGAAAGGAGGCACUACCGGCCCACGGGCUACCAGCGCCCGCUUCAGAGCGCCCUGCACCACGCUCGCCCCUGCCCCGCGUGCAGCCUCAUCGCCGGCUCCAACGAGCACCACCCGCCCGUGCUGCCCCCCCAGGUGGCCCUGCCCCUGCGCCUGGGCGGCCGCUGGGUCAGCCCCGGGUGCGAGGUGCGCCCCGCCGUGCUGUUCCUCACCAGGCUCUUCACCUUCCACGGGCACAACCGCUCCUGGGAAGGGUAUUACCACCAUUUCUCGGACCCCGCCUGCCGUCAGCCCACCUUCACCGUCUACGCAGCCGGCCGUUACACCAGGGGCACGCCGUCCAACAAGGUCCUCGGGGGCACCGAGCUGGUGUUUCAGGUCACGCGGGCCCGGGUGACUCCCAUGGACCAGGUCACCACGGCCAUGCUCAACUUCUCGGAGCCGAGCAGCUGCGGGGGCCCGGGGGCCUGGUCCUUGGGGACCGAGCGGGACGUCACAGCCACCAACGGGUGCCUGCCGCUGGGCAUCAGGCUCCCCCACGUGGAGUACGAGCUUUUCAAGAUGGAGCUAGACCCCCUCGGGCAAAGCCUGCUCUUCAUUGGACAAAGGCCCACGGACGGGUCGAGUCCCGACUCCCCGGAGAAGCGCCCCACGUCCUACCAGGCGCCCCUGGUGCUCUGCGACGGGGUGUCCGGGCCCCUGCUGCGGAAGCCCGACCUCAGGGGCGCGGGGCCAUGUCCCCGAGCGGCCCCUCUCCCCGCCCUGCCCCUUGCUCUAGGGCUGGCCCUCCUCGAGUGGCUAUGA
Molecule: messenger RNA, 1560 nt
Organism: Panthera uncia (snow leopard)
Lineage: Eukaryota; Metazoa; Chordata; Mammalia; Carnivora; Felidae
Gene: APCDD1L
Product: APC down-regulated 1 like
Exons: 3
Coding region: 103-1560 (485 amino acids)
Biological process (GO): negative regulation of Wnt signaling pathway
Cellular component (GO): plasma membrane
Molecular function (GO): Wnt-protein binding
Source: RefSeq, a predicted model, not a curated record